UGAUCCAAGCCCUGGUGGCUUUAGUAAAUGAUCCAGAGCCUGAACAUCCAUUAAGGGCAGACCUAGCUGAAGAAUAUCUGAAGGAUAAGAAGAAGUUUACAAAAAAUGCGGAGGAAUACACAAAAAAGCAUAGCGAAAAAAGACCUGCCGAUUAAAUUAAUUUGAAAGUAACUGUAUUCGUCUCGAUAUAAAAAAAACUAUGAACUCGCCUUAUUACUUUACUAAAUGAACAGUUGUGGACUCACAAGUAGAAAAUUUUAUAACAGUUGUGAACAAGUUUGCCGAAAUAUUUUCUUGAUUCGAUAAUGUGAUAAUUUCAGUUAGGUGUAGAUUAGACUUUUUAUUAAUAAAGUUUUCUGUGCGAAGGGUGUGAAUUCCAUUUGAAAUAUUAUGGCCUCUGUAAUUUUGUUUUGUUAAGUAUCUACUGCAUUUAUUAUCUGCUCUCUUACGGCAUUAGUUAACUAUCGGUAUGCAUGCCUUUUUAGAACUCCCAGUUCAUGUAAUAUCCCGAAAAAAUCGCAGUGAAUUUUUCUGAACUCUUUACGGUUAACCACACAUUGAAUACAAUUGCUUAUUUUUAUAUGCCUUCAGCCUUUCGGUGACGGCAUUUCCAUUCAGAAUGCUGUCGCUAAGUCUCUGUCAGUUUUCAAUAAGAUUUUCUGGUUAUUUGUCCACCGGUUUUAUGUUUUGUCCACUAUUAAGUUCGAAGAGACGCAUUUUUUGAUAUGUUCUUUCUGUUUUGUUCUAAAUACUUUUGAAUUUUUCGAUGUUAUUUAAGAGCUAGUUUGUAAUCAGUGUCAACCGGAAGGUACUUUUUUGCAGGUUUUUGAUAUCAGUCAAGGUAUUGUACAUUGUAUUGUUUAAUAAAAUCGCAAUCUAAACCAA
Molecule: messenger RNA, 885 nt
Organism: Dendroctonus ponderosae (mountain pine beetle)
Lineage: Eukaryota; Metazoa; Arthropoda; Insecta; Coleoptera; Curculionidae
Product: ubiquitin-conjugating enzyme E2 L3
Source: RefSeq, a predicted model, not a curated record